GCAGCCCAUUCAUUCUCUACCGAGUUGCCCUAAUUAACUCCACGGCUUUGCAGAUCCUACAUUAAAGGGUAAGUUACACGUUAAACAAUUCGAUCCAUUUUUAGACGGCGGACGACCUCAUGUGCGAACAUGAUUUUAUCCUAUAUAGUAUCCAAAAUCAUUGUGCUGAAGCGAACAUCAAAAAGUGUCUUGGUGAUGGGAAAAGGGGUAAAACCCCUGUGCUCACGGAAGUAUCUUUGGGAGUUUCACCUAAUGGAAAUGAAUAUAAACAUGAAUCAUGGAUUGACAAGUGGCGAGCAACCGAACUCUUCAAUUUUGCUUUGUUGAUGCGAAACCCGCAUGGGCUACAUCUGUACAGUACGGAGGGUUCCAUUUUGCGGACAGGGCAGCCCGUCAAGCUGAGUGGUAGCUUAAAGAGUGACCGAGAGGAAGAGAAAGCAUCAUGCUGGCGGUUUCGAGCAAGCCAUGGCAUCAGAGCAGAGACCCGCUAUGCGUAGACAAUGUGUGACAUGCAUUGCUAUGCUCCUCCAAGGCAGUUUGCAGUUUCCACUCAAUUGAACCCGAUGAUUCUAGUGAAUAUCAAUCUAUUAAUACUCCUGAACUAACGGUCCUCCUUUAUUGUCUCCGAGAUUGAUGAACUGCCUGCCAUAAAUCACAUAUGUCCACGUACAUACUUCCUCCGACAGAGAUAUGGAGAACGCUCAACUGGUCGAAGAUUUCUACGCGUGGGAGGGAAAUUGGAGAGCGGGAAAAGAAGAAGGGAGAGAGGAGAGGGGAGACGAAACCGAGGGAAGGAGGAAAAGAGGAGAAGAGGAGAAAAAGAAAAAAGAGAAAAAAAAGAGAGAAAGAGAGAGAAAGAAGUUUGGGGGGGGGGGGUUUAUAUGUUUUCCAUGCGGCUCUUAAUACCCAUUUCGUCUUCCCGCUACCUGCGAAGCCUGCCGGACAUCGUCUGUCUGAAUGAGGGUGCGGGGGUGCGGGCAUAGGAUAGCCAGGAGGAAAGAGCUCAUCCCACCUUGCGUGUUGCGCCCCGCCCUCUUUCCAUCCCCAUCGCACCACCCUAGGACCCCUGGACAUCGUUCGUCUGAUGGUACCACUUCCUCAUCCUGCAGCUCAUCUUGACUUCUAGCAUGCAUCCUUCCCUUUUCCUUAUCCCGCUUAUGCCUGGUCAGCCCUACCACCACCCCCACCAACCCUUCACCCCUCCCCCCCGCGCCGGGGUUUUCCCACUUAUUGGCACUAUUAGACCGCCAUAAGCAAGCGUACCACCAACAUUCGCUCCACCUUUCCCCGUGUGCAUUAUUUACAUCUCGCCCGCCCGCCCCUUCCUGUCAAGCGAACCAUCACUCUGACCUACCAUCAACCCGGGCUCUAUAGAUUCUUAUCACCAUUUUCCCUUCCACCUUCUAUUUUCCGCCUUUCCUAACGCGGGUGCAACCACCGCCAAUCUUGAAUUGAAGCGGCCAUCCCACAACACAACCAGCUCAGCGUGUAGCGUGGAUAUGUCAUGAGCGUCCCGAGUCGAUAUCUGCAAAACCUGAUGGACUCAGCCUCGUGCUUUCCGUCAACUUGGUCAUCGUCUCGCCUUUAUUCUGAAGCGGGAGGGGUUAUGCUUUUCCUUUCUCCUUGGCUUGUAGGUUAAAUGCGUUCGUUGUUCGUCGAGGGUGGAUGAGCGCUCCUGACUGUCGAGUGAAUGAAUAUUCAUUGUUGCAUAUAUUCCGCUGGAUUCUCGCGCUUAUCCUUACGGGGUUUCCUUUUGGUCUCAUGUUUUGUUCUCACGGCCAUCCUACAUAGGUACUGAGAUUCUCUUCGAAAACUACGAAUGAUCAGGCUGAUAGGAAAGACAUAUAUCAGGAAAUCUGGAGCAAAAUCUCAUGUAUAGUGACCGUAGCACCUUCUGGUUAUCCUUAACCAUUAUCGUUGUAAUGUCUUGUCAUCUAGUCUCUAGCAUGCUCUAUCUGUCGUCUACAUUUGUAAAAUGCACCUGUAUAAUUAUAUAUCAUAGAAGUAUAAGGAAAGGAAGAGCAUGCGAAUGUAAGCUAUAAUAUAUAUUGAAGCAAUUAACACUCAACUCGGGGUUGGAUAUUCUUCCCACCCACAUAAUUCCAUGGCGAACGUAAGAGAUGGAAAACAUAGGUGAAA
Blastomyces gilchristii SLH14081 is the source of this 2139-nucleotide messenger RNA. RefSeq lists its product as uncharacterized. The record is from RefSeq and is a predicted model, not a curated record. NCBI's taxonomy places the organism in Eukaryota, Fungi, Ascomycota, Eurotiomycetes, Onygenales, Ajellomycetaceae. The transcript has 2 exons. Bases 120 to 497 code for a protein of 125 amino acids.